AUGUCUGGCAUCAUAUGGAAUGUGAGGGGGUUUGGGAAUUUGGCGACGCAGAGGAGGGCUUUGUUUCUGAGACGACAUCAUCAUCUGAGUUUCUUAGCAGUGUUGGAGCCUAUGGUUGAUUUGGACUGCAGGUAUAUGGCUCGGCGCAUGGGAUUUGAGGAGGUAGUCUCUAAUAAAUCUGGGAAGGUUUGGUUUUUCUGGGAUUCUACUAUUGCUUGCAGAGUUUUGUUUGACCAUGACCAGUUUCUACACUUGGAGCUUUCUUCGCAGCUGUUCCCUUCUUCUAUGAUUGUGACAGUGGUCUAUGCCAAGUGUACGAGGUUGGAGAGGAGCUUACUAUGGGAGAGCUUGGAGGAGCUGAGGCCAGAGGGAGACAGAUUGUGGCUAGUGGGAGGAGACUUCAAUGUCAUAUCUAGCAUGGAGGAGCACUCAGCAGGAGUUCUAGCCAGGCCAGGGGCCAUGGAGGAUUUCAAUACUUUUAUCAUGCUUGCUGGACUGGUGGAUGCAGGUUUUGUUGGGGACAGGUACACAUGGACGAAUAACAGGGUGUGGAAGAGGCUGGAUAGGGUCCUUUUGUCUCCCUCCUGGGGAAGUCUGGAUUUCACAGUCAGAGUGGAGCAUUUGAGCAGGGCAGCUUCAGAUCACUGCCCCCUACUUGUGGAGUUCCCAGGCUUCCAGAAGCCGAGGGCCUCCUUCAGAUUUCAGAGGAUGUGGGUGCGGCACAGGGACUUUAUGCAGACAGUGAGGCUGAAUUGGUGUCUACCUAGUGUGGCACAGGGACUGCAGAUGCUACAGAUGAAGCUGAGGAGGCUGAAGGAACAUCUGAAGUGGUGGAACAUGGAGGUGUUUGGUAACAUACAUGACAGGGUUUUGCAGGCUGAGGAGAGUAUGGCUGCAGCUGAGCAGGCAUAUGACAGGGACCCCACAGAGCAGAGCAGAAUUUACAGGUCAGAGUGUCAGGCUCAUCUAUUCAGAGUGCUAGACAUGGAGGAGGACUUCUGGAAGCAGAGAGCUGCUAUCAGAUGGAUGGGAGAGGGGGAGAGGAAUACAAAGUUCUUUCAUUCCACAGUGCAGAAGAAGAGGGCAGCUAGCAGACUUUUCAGAGUUUGGGAGGAGGGGCAGUGCCUGGACCAGCCUGAGAGGAUCAGAGAGUCAGGAGUCAGAUAUUUUCAAGAGCUGCUGACAGGGGAGAUAGUGGAUAGUACGGUGGUGGACACUGAGUUGAUACCCUCCUUGGUUAGUACAGAGGAUAAUUUGAUGCUUGAGGGGCUCCCAUCAGCAGAGGAGGUGAAGCAGGUGGUCUGGGGCAUGUGUCAGGACAGUGCAGCGGGUCCAGAUGGCUUUUCAGUGGCCUUCUACAGAGCUUGCUGGGAGAUUGUGGGGGAGGAUGUCCUUCAGGCAGUACUGGAUUUCUUUCGAGGGGCAGAGCUUCCACGGGGUAUGGCGGCUACGACGAUAGUGUUGAUCCCCAAGGUGGACUGUGUGCGCAAGUAUUACAAAAGUUAUUACAAUAACAAUAUAUAG
Zingiber officinale is the source of this 1524-nucleotide messenger RNA. RefSeq lists its product as uncharacterized. Lineage: Eukaryota; Viridiplantae; Streptophyta; Magnoliopsida; Zingiberales; Zingiberaceae. Bases 1 to 1524 code for a protein of 507 amino acids. Gene Ontology annotation, molecular function: catalytic activity. The record is from RefSeq and is a predicted model, not a curated record. The transcript has a single exon.